Zootermopsis nevadensis is the source of this 3313-nucleotide messenger RNA. The record is from RefSeq and is a predicted model, not a curated record. Lineage: Eukaryota; Metazoa; Arthropoda; Insecta; Blattodea; Termopsidae.
GACCGGCUUAUUGGCGCUACGCAAGACUUGCUGUCACGUGGGUUAUAACGGGCAGCGAAGUCGGCAACACGCAAGCGCGUUUCAUAUUCCUGAAUUAACGAAGUACAAUUUGCACGGCUGGGUAUGAAGAAAGAUUUAGAAAGACCAGCUCCACUUAAAAUGCAACCCUGACUUGUACACAUGAACCCCUCCACGCGUCAAAUUUUUGUAACUAUUGGGCUACGUUUUAAAUUGCACACCCUGUAUAUAUAAUACAUUAAAACUACAGCGCUGGAUGAGUUCUGGGAAUGCAUGGAAGGUCGGGAUGAAAAUUAUUUCGAGGCAUAUUUUUCUCUCCCGGAUGUGGUCACCGUAAUUUGAGAAGAGCUGAUCAAAUUCCAUUUCGCAUGAGACCAGACGCAACAUUUUUCUGAGAACAAAGCUGUUCCAAGAAUUUGUUUUGCCUAGCGAGAUUUUUUCAGCCAACAAAUGCAACUUCAACGCUGAACAAUGAAAUUAUCCACUCCACAGUUCUGGAGACGUUUCGAUACUCCUGUCUUACGAAUUUGAAAAGAUCGGGGACCCACAUUUCUUCGAAUAAAUAAUUUUCAUAAAAAUGGAUUUAAAAGACGGUCACUUAUCACGCAUAUAUACUUUAUGUUCAAUUAAUGUCGUAAAAUCAUUUGCAAGGCGUGGAUGGAUCUUCAGAAAACUUUGUUCAAGUUGCGAGUAUGCUUUCGUAGUGUUCGUGAUAAACAGUCGGAUUCAAUAAUGGCAGAAGAAUCCUUGGAGAAGUAACAGUUAUCGAAAACUGUCGUCGACGUGUAUUAUAUGUCUUAACAGUUCUCUAGACAUGUCCAGUCUGACGUACGCGCAAAUUUUGGUGGAGAAAUCUCUUAGCAAACGUCCAUUUUGAAGACAAGAGACACGGGAGGUAAAUUGAAAUGGCUUAGAAUCCCGUGUGGUGUUCGUUUCUUACGCACCGCCAGGAUUGUGCAUCGUCCCGUCGCAUAGACGAGGUCCGCAGGACCUAUCAGCGCGUUAUCAGCGGGAUGACAUAAUGGUGACCUCUGUCUUUUACGGAGUGCAAUACAAUGCAGUGGCCAGUCUUUCGGAGACAGACGAAGAAGCUGCUCUCUCUACCAGGGUGACAUGUCGCUUGAACCAGUUGGGGAAACAUCCCCGUUACAAUCUCACCUCUUGCUGUUGCAAAUUCUGCAACUGAUGCAAGAAUGUCGGGGGCAAGUACGACACAGUCGCAACAACGACGUCCUUGAAAAUGUUGAGAAGCUCAUUUUACAAAACAGGACAGACGAAAUGCUAAACACAGAACCCUUCAGUACACAACACGAACUGGAUCGCCUUCUCGGCGACGCGAGGAAGAAGAUAGCGGUUUUGAAAAACGUCCUGGAGCACCAGAGGACCAGGCUGAGGGACCUUAACAGAAACGUCGAGAAGUAUAAAAUGGAGAAGCAGGAACUGGAGGGAAAGCUACAGGAGGAGAGAGAGUACAAUACGAAGAUCACGGACGAGUUGCAGAGUGAGAGGAAUCACUGCUCGGAGGUGUCUCGAGAUCUGACCAGCCAGAAAGAAUACGACCUGGAACUCGCCGCUGAAGUACGCAGGGAAAAAUAUCGGAACACGGAACUGUCGCGGGACCUGGAGGUCGAACAGCGGUUCAACGCAGAACUGGACGUCAACUGCCGGGACAAGAAGGGCAACACUGCUCUUCACAGAUCAGCCCAGAAAGGAAAUCUCAAGGCCGUGCAAGCACUGGUUCAUCGCGGAGCAAACUUAAACCUCAAAGAGAAAGAAUACGGUCGGACUCCACUACUGCAAGCGACCCUGUACGGACGACUGGAAGUGGUACGCUGGCUUGCGGCUCAGGGCGCAAAUAUUGACGUAUCAAACAGACAGGGCUUCACUCCACUGCACUAUGCUGUAUGGUAUGGCUACACAGACAUAUGUCGUCUGUUGCUCAGCAAAGGGGCCACUGUUGACGCGCUAGGGGACGAGAAGCUGACGCCUCUCCAUCUCGCUGCCAGAGCGGGACAUAUGGAAACUACGAAGUUGCUUGUACAUAGCGGUGCUAAUGUGAAUGCGACAGAUAACUUUGGGAAGACUCCUAUAGACUGGGCUAGACAGAACGGAUAUGUCGAGGUGGCCAAGUUCCUACUAGCAAGCAGGAGCAAUACAGCUGUCAAUUCUAAGGAGCCUGUUGAAAAGACAUAGUUAUGUAUAACUCACAAAAGACAAUUUAAUUCUCAUCACAAUUCCUCACUUCUUUAACCAAUGACAGAGGCUGCAAGCUUCCUGUCAAUCUGGCAACGUAGUUUCUUUCACAGAUGUGAAAUGUGAGCAGAUGAAAGUCAAAAUUUACUUACAAGGCAAUGCAUGUAGUUCACCUAUACAUACAUUUGUGAUAAUUUUGUGGCAUUUAUUUCAUCUAAGAAUUCAUUCUCUGUAUUUGAUACGUGAAGAUGAUCUCAAAGAGUAUGGCCAGAAGAUUUACACAGAAUAAGUACAUUUCUCAGCAUUAUGUUACAGAAUCCAAAACAAAGUAGCUCAUUCAAAAUAGAUUUGCCUUUGCUGAAGAGGGGAACAGGCACGGCUUCUGGUGUGCUGCAUUUUAAGAAACACCAGGACAAAGUCUAAUUCCAAGAAAUGAUAACUAAUAGUGUUAAUUUAUUAUCAUAAUCAUUUAUAAUGGCUGAGGUAUCUUAGGUGAGUAACAAGUAUGGACAGCCCUCAGAACCAUCAUGUAAGUCCUACAACAUUAUCCUACAUGAUUACAGUAAGUUAUGUAUGUGGCUUCUAGCUCUUUAUAAAAACAGAAUUCAAAGUGAAAAAUGGCUAUUUCCUUUAUGCAAAUCUGUGUAUUCAACAGAACUGAUCAUUUUCAUUUGUCAUUAUGGUUCACUGACAUUUUAAAGAAAUUUACAUCGAAAAAUGUACAUUGCAACAACUGCCAUUUAAUGAUACUCUCUCUGAAUAGGGAGAAAGAUCAAUGAUUUAUCACACUAUUUAUAAUUGUAUUAAAAAUUUGGCAACAUUUUUGGUUUUAUUUUCUUACACAUACUUUAAACAUGUGGUCAGAGGUUUUGUGUCCAUGCAUGUUGCAUCUCCAAAACUACUGAUCUGGAUCAUUAGGUAUGUACCAAUAACGAUUUUUUUUUUAAAUACUAUGCUGUGGUGAUAAUUGCACUGUUAGGUGGCUAUAGCCUACAUGUCUAGGAUCUGGUGCAAGCGUUCCUGUGAGAAUCUUAAUAACUUUUAACUAUUUUAUCACACAAAAUGUCGGAUUACAAAGGCAAUAAACCCGUAUAAAAAACUA